Messenger RNA from Nilaparvata lugens (brown planthopper), 2541 nucleotides. Its product is annotated as 17-beta-hydroxysteroid dehydrogenase 13. The record is from RefSeq and is a predicted model, not a curated record. Lineage: Eukaryota; Metazoa; Arthropoda; Insecta; Hemiptera; Delphacidae. The transcript has 8 exons. Gene Ontology annotation, molecular function: oxidoreductase activity, acting on the CH-OH group of donors, NAD or NADP as acceptor. Gene Ontology annotation, cellular component: lipid droplet. The coding region runs from base 178 to 1395 and encodes 405 amino acids.
GCUAUCAGUAUCAGUCCACAGUCAGUUUUCCAUUCAGUACAAAUUCGUCCAUCAAACCGCGUGGUUGUAGUGUUCCGACUGUUACAAGUUUCGAUGUGUACCUGUUACUUGGAGUAAUAACUGCUCCAGUAAAACAAUUAGUGAUCAUCUAGUGUAGAAUAAAUAGAAAGCAGGAAAAUGACACAAUCACAAGUGGACGCCAUGAACAACUUCAUCAACGGCGAGAUCAACAACAAGAAGGAGCCGCUGUGCACCCUGAGCACCAUGGAGCUGGAGAAAGACACCACGGUCUGCGCCACUGGACUCGUCAAGGAUGCCAUCACUCGCCUCAAUGCUAGCACCGAAAUGUUGGCUGAUGAUAUCAAACAGGCCGACUACGAGCCAGUACCCACCACAAAACCCCCCGGCGUGGUCAAGAGGGAAAUCCAAGAUAAGGGAAAACUACUCCUGCAAGUGCUAUGGAUCCUUAUCCAACUGGUUCCCGCCAUCUUAUACGCCAUCUACGUCAAAGUUUUCCCGCCAAAAGGAAAGUCAUUGCGUGGAAAAGUCGCUCUGGUAACUGGUGCAGGUCGCGGUUUAGGUCGCGGUCUGGCGAUCGCCCUGUCGCGCGAAGGCUGCAAGCUGGCAUGCGCCGACAUCGACAUGGUCGGCUGCGAGGAGACAGUGCGCAUGAUCGGCGAGGAAGGCGGUGUUGCCAAGGCGUACCGCGCCAACGUUGCCAAACCGAACGAGAUUGAAGCCAUGCGCCGUAAGAUUGAAGCUGAACUGGGUCCAGUUGUGUAUGUGGUCAACAAUGCCUCGCUUAUUGUGUCACACCGGAUUGAUGACGAGAAUCAGGAUGCUGAUCGUGCUGUGACUGGCGUCAUCAAUGUCAAUUUGCUCAGUCAUUUCUAUAUGAGCAGAGCUUUCCUGCCAUCAAUGAGGAAGAACAAGGAUGGACAUAUCGUUGCAAUUGCCUCAAUGUCUUCAUUUGCUGGAUUGGCCUACAGUUCUGUCUAUGCUGCCUGCAAAUGGGCUGUCAGAGGUAUGAUGGAAAGUAUGCGUGAGGAAUUGAAAAGAGAGGGAGAGAAAAACGUGAAACUGACCUGCGUUCAUCCAUACUUCAUCAACACAAGCGCUGAAUACACAAAUAACUGGAAUAUCAGAUUUCCCGAAUUGACAAUCGAAGAGGUGGUUGAUGCAACAAUCAAUGGGAUCAAGCAGGACCAUUUCAGUGUCAGCAUCCCAGAAGACAUGUACUACAACAUCCAUGUUAUGAAGCUCUUGCCCAGAUUCAUUCAGGACCAGCUCCUAGACGUUUUCUACGCCAAGAUCAACGUGCUGUCCAAGAAUGAGGUGGAGAAAACUGCAGCCAAUCACAUUAUCAACAAAUCUUUGGAUAACUCCAGUCUAUAACACCCUCACCAUCCUGAUUCCUCAUAAAAGAAAUACUAUUUUUUCUAUUAUUUAUUGGAAAUUCAAUUUUGCUACUCUUAUCAUAGCGUAUGUGUCGAUAUAUUUUCAUGAGAUAUGAAGAAUAUGAAUUAUUUUUCGAUAUUUUCGAUAUUUCGAUAUUUUCAUAUCGGAAGAAAAUAUUGAUACAUUCGCUAUAAAAUUAAUAUCAGUGUGUAAUCAAUAGCGAAAAUCUAAUCUUAUUUAUAAUUUGAGGAGAUUCUGUGAGAAUGUUUUGAAAGCAUGUCUAUAGAACAUCCCUUCAAAUUUCAAUUACUUAUCCAAUUUAAAAGAAAAGAAUGGGUCGAUGAACUAUUUACUGACUUUUGUCAUACUGUAUUAUCAUUUUAACAUCCUUUUCAAUGUAUUGAUCAAUGUAUUGUAUUGUUUUAAAUUCAUUUUAUUGUCAUUAGAUUCUCAAUAAUUGAGACCAUUUUGUUCAUUAUUGUUUUGUGUCUUCCAUAUACCAAGAAUAAUUGAUUACGCUCAAGUUUUACUUUUUGUGUUUUAAUGUUUAAAUCUGUGAGAUGAGAAUAGGUUAAAUGUUUCCAAUUUUUCAUAUUGUUUUAAUAAUAUGGCCAAUUGGAAUCAGCCUAAUUAUUCUGAAUAAGGGUAGAUGUUAUGGAAAUUUGUGUUGAAUUUUUGUGUGAAGUUCCUUACAAUCCAUUCAAUGCACACAAAGAAUAAUCAAACUGUUUUAUUAAACUUGACUAGUAUUAUUAUGCUCAAAAUCUUUUAAUGUGAAUUCAUAAGCUCAAUAGAAAAAAUAUUUCACCAUUAUUUAUUUGAUGAUUAAUAAUAUCUAUGAAACUGUUUAUGAUAAGAAUUGAAGAUCAUUAUUAUUAUCAUCUAUAGGAUAUUUGCAUAGAAGUUCAAAGAAGAUUUGCUCAGCCUAUCGUUAUAAUAGCAAUAAAAAUAUGUAUAGCAACUAUUUAAUAAGUUAUGUGAUAUGUCUAUUGUGAAAGUCUCUGAAUGGAUGAUGAGAUUUGGGAGUUCUGCGUUUUUGAUUGUAUGUUUGUUAUAAGUAUUUUAAAUUUGAAAUUUUUGGACACUCACUUAUUUUUAUGAAUCGAUACUGGAUUUAUUAUUGAAUAAAAUAUGGUGCCAUUA